AUGAAGGCUGCGGACGCGCUGGGGACAGCCAGGGGGCCGCCUACGGACGGGACCGAAAAGUUGACUGCAGACAGGGCCAAAUUUGCAGCUGAAAUGGAACAAGCAGCUGGUGAGCCAGUGCGAGACCAGGGCACAUGGACACAUUUGACAGAAGACAUUCCAAAAGCCACAAAAUGCACAGUGAUCGGAGGCUCUGGGUUCCUGGGGCAGCACAUGGUGGAGCAGCUGCUGGCAAGAGGCUACGCUGUCAACGUAUUUGACAUUCGGCAAGGGUUCGACGAUCCCCGCGUGCAGUUCUUCCUGGGCGACCUCUGCAGCCAACAGGAUCUGUACCCAGCUCUGAAAGGUGUAAGCACAGUUUUCCACUGCGCAUCGCCCCCACCAUCCAGUAACAACAAGGAACUCUUUUACAGAGUGAAUUACGUUGGCACCAAGAAUGUCAUUGAAACUUGCAAAGAGGCUGGGGUUCAGAGACUCAUUUUAACCAGCAGUGCCAGUGUCAUCUUUGAGGGUGUCGACAUCAAAAAUGGAACCGAAGACCUCCCUUAUGCCAGGAAACCCAUUGACUACUACACGGAGACGAAGAUCUUACAGGAGAGAGCGGUCCUGGGUGCCAACGAUCCUGACCAGAAUUUCGUAACCACAGCCAUCCGCCCUCAUGGCAUUUUUGGCCCAAGGGACCCCCAGUUGGUCCCCAUUCUCAUCGAGGCGGCCAGGAAAGGCAAGAUGAGGUUCAUGAUCGGGAACGGGGAGAACUUGGUAGACUUCACCUUCGUGGAGAACGUGGUCCACGGACACAUCCUGGCUGCAGAGCACCUCUCCAGAGACACAGCCUUGGGUGGGAAGGCUUUUCACAUCACCAACGAUGAGCCCAUCCCUUUUUGGACUUUCCUAUCCCGCAUCCUGACAGGCCUCAAUUACGAGGCCCCCAAGUACCACAUCCCCUACUGGGUGGCCUACUACCUGGCCCUCCUGCUGUCCCUCCUGGUGACGGUAAUCAGUCCCAUAACCCAGCUUCAGCCCACUUUCACACCCAUGCGGGUCGCACUGGCUGGCACAUUCCAUUACUACAGCUGUGAGAAAGCCAAAAAGGUCAUGGGCUACCGGCCACUGGUCAGCAUGGAUGACGCCGUGGACAGGACCGUGCGGAGCUUUCACCACCUGCGGAAGGUCGACCGAGGCGUCCUGGAGCCCGGGCCCUUCCACGCGUUCCCCAGCCGAUAA
Lipotes vexillifer (Yangtze River dolphin) is the source of this 1224-nucleotide messenger RNA. RefSeq names its product NAD(P) dependent 3-beta-hydroxysteroid dehydrogenase NSDHL (gene NSDHL). NCBI's taxonomy places the organism in Eukaryota, Metazoa, Chordata, Mammalia, Artiodactyla, Lipotidae. Gene Ontology annotation, molecular function: oxidoreductase activity, acting on the CH-OH group of donors, NAD or NADP as acceptor. The transcript has 8 exons. Bases 1 to 1224 code for a protein of 407 amino acids. The record is from RefSeq and is a predicted model, not a curated record. Gene Ontology annotation, biological process: steroid biosynthetic process.